Messenger RNA from Triplophysa dalaica, 1617 nucleotides. Its product is annotated as cytochrome P450 2F2-like. Gene Ontology annotation, molecular function: iron ion binding; oxidoreductase activity, acting on paired donors, with incorporation or reduction of molecular oxygen, reduced flavin or flavoprotein as one donor, and incorporation of one atom of oxygen; heme binding. Lineage: Eukaryota; Metazoa; Chordata; Actinopteri; Cypriniformes; Nemacheilidae. Gene Ontology annotation, biological process: xenobiotic metabolic process. The record is from RefSeq and is a predicted model, not a curated record. Bases 109 to 1596 code for a protein of 495 amino acids. The transcript has 9 exons. Gene Ontology annotation, cellular component: cytoplasm; intracellular membrane-bounded organelle.
UAACUCUCGUAUUCAACAGGUCUGCUGGAGAAAACGAGGAUAAAGAUAAGCACCCUCUCUCUUUGUUUUAUGCAGAAGAGAACAGUGAACAGUUGACCACCAGUCAACAUGCUGGUGUUUUUGAUUCUCGUGUGGAUAUGCGUCUUCAUCUUCUUUCUUUUUAUCCGUAUUCCAAGACCUAUAAACUUCCCUCCUGGACCUCGACCAGUCCCAUUUUUUGGAAAUCUGCUCCAGCUCAACAUUAACAACCCUUUGAAAGAUUUCGAGAGGCUGGCAGAUCGCUAUGGAAAGGUCUACAGUCUGUACAUUGGAUCGAGACCUUCAGUAGUGCUAAAUGGUUUUGAAGUUAUGAAGGAAGCUCUUGUUAAUAAGGCGGUAGAUUUCGCUGGACGCCCACAAGAUCUCAUGGUCAACCAUGUCACAGAGGGACCCAGUGGAGGAGGAGGAGGUGUUAUUUUAUCUGACUAUGGCCCUGAUUGGAAGGAACACAGGCGCUUUGCUCUCAUGACCCUCAGAAACUUUGGCCUGGGCAAGCAAUCCAUGGAGGAGAGAAUUCUGGGAGAGAUCACACAUAUUGUUGACAAACUGGAAAAAGCUGUUGGAAGUUCUAUUGAUCCUCAGACUAUGUUCCAUAAUGCUGCAUCAAACAUCAUCUGCAUCGUCCUGUUUGGAUCACGCUAUGAUUAUGACGAUGAAUUUCUCAAGACUUUUAUAAACAUAUAUACAGAGAAUGCAAAGAUUGCCAAUGGACCAUGGGCCAUGAUAUAUGAUUCAUUUCCUUUGCUUAGAUAUCUUCCCUUGCCCUUUAAGAAGGCUUUUGCAAACGCCAGUAAAGCCAGACAAAUGUCAUCAAAUCUGAUCACUGAGCACAAGAGGACGAGAGUCCCAGGAGAGCCGAGAGAUUUCAUUGACUGCUAUUUGGAUGAGCUUGAUAAGAGAGGAAAUGAUGGAUCCAGUUUUGCUGAAGAACGACUUAAAUUGAACAUUUUGGAUUUGCACUUCGCCGGCACUGAUACCACUUCUAACACUCUCCUCACUGCAUUUCUCUACCUCAUGACUCAACCUGAUGUUCAGGCGAGAUGUCAGCGAGAGAUUGAUGAUGUUCUGGAAGGUAAAGAUCACGCGUCAUUUGAAGACAGACACAACAUGCCGUACACACAAGCUGUGAUUCAUGAAGUUCAGCGUGUUGCUAACACAGUCCCAUUGAGUGUGUUUCACUGCACCACCAAAGACACAGAACUGAUGGGUUACAACAUCCCAAAGGGAACCCUUGUUAUUCCUAAUCUUACUUCUGUACUGAAUGAAGAAGGUCAGUGGAAGUUUCCUCAUGAGUUUAAUCCAGACAACUUCCUGAAUGAUCAGGACCAGUUUGAGAAGCCUGAAGCCUUUAUGCCCUUUUCUACAGGGCCCCGUGUGUGUCUUGGUGAGGCUCUUGCUCGUAUGGAGCUCUUCCUGGUCUUGGUCACCUUGUUGCGCCGUUUCCAGUUUGUUUGGCCUGAAGAUGCAGGGGAACCAGAUUACACCCCUGUGUUUGGGGUCACAUUGACACCUAAACCUUACAGGAUGCACAUCAUGCUCAGAGAGCCGGUCAAAUAAAACUAUAUAUAUUUUACAAUG